Messenger RNA from Neomonachus schauinslandi (Hawaiian monk seal), 1551 nucleotides. It is a transcript of the gene MPPE1, whose product is annotated as metallophosphoesterase 1. The transcript is spliced from 7 exons. Gene Ontology annotation, biological process: GPI anchor biosynthetic process; endoplasmic reticulum to Golgi vesicle-mediated transport. Lineage: Eukaryota; Metazoa; Chordata; Mammalia; Carnivora; Phocidae. Gene Ontology annotation, cellular component: endoplasmic reticulum-Golgi intermediate compartment. The coding region runs from base 226 to 1485 and encodes 419 amino acids. The record is from RefSeq and is a predicted model, not a curated record. Gene Ontology annotation, molecular function: phosphoric diester hydrolase activity.
CGGACGUUGCUCUGGGGGUUCCAGGGAGCCGCGGCACUAAGCACCCGAACGGAGAAUAAAGUCUAGAAGACAUUAAGGAUGGCACGAAGGGCCGAGUCGUUGAGGAAGAUGCGGCCAAGUGUACAUGGCUAAGUGCUGGACACCUUACCAGGAUUCCACAGUUCUCUCAUGGUGAAUUCUUGAUGGAUUUCACUCCUGGAUGCUGGUGACUCCUGGGCAGGAGACAUGGCUCUGAUUCGGCUGGGGUUUGGAAGACAGCAUUUUUGUCUGCUAAAGAGAAGGAGUUCCUUGCUGUUGAAACUCACAGCUGUUGUCUUUGCCGUGCUUCUGUUUUGUGAAUUUUUAAUCUAUUACUUAGUGAUCUUUCGGUGUGAUUGGCCUGAGGUGAAAACUCCAGCCCACGACAGUGGACAAAAGACUCUGAAAGCCAUGUUUUUGGCUGAUACCCACUUGCUUGGGGAAGUGCGAGGCCAUUGGCUAGACAAAUUACGAAGGGAGUGGCAAAUGGAGAGAGCCUUCCAGACGGCUCUGUGGUUGUUGCAGCCAGAAGUCGUCUUCAUUCUAGGGGACAUCUUUGAUGAAGGGAAGUGGAGCUCCUCCCAGGCCUGGGCAGAUGAUGUGGAGCGAUUUCAGAAAAUAUUCAGACACCCACGUCACGUGCAGCUGAAGGUGGUUGCUGGCAACCAUGACAUUGGCUUCCACUAUCAGAUGAGCACAUACAAAAUAAAACGAUUUGAGAAAGUUUUCAACCCCGAAAGGCUGUUUUCUUGGAAAGGAAUGAAUUUUGUGCUGGUCAACAGCGUCGCCCUGGAAGGGGAUGGCUGCCACAUUUGCUCUGAAGCCGAAGCCGAACUCAUCGAAAUUUCUCACAAACUGAAUUGCUCCCGCGAGGUAGGAGAGCACCUGAAGGCACAGGUGCGUCUGUUCUGGCAUCUUCUGUGGGGGCGGUCGCUGCACUUUGUGUUUGGUGCAUCCCUCAGCGCCCCCUUCCUUUCCUACCGCUCGGGGAGGGCCGGCUCUGGCGGCUUAACUGAUUUCUCACCGCAGAAACGUGGCCCCGGCCGCUGCCGGGGGGCGCCGCUGCUGCCCGCGUCGGCCCCGGUGCUCCUGCAGGUGAGUGCGCACCGCGCGGCCCCGGCUCCGGGGCUCCGGGGCUCCGGCCCCUCGGCCAGCGCCUGCUGGUCACACGGGACCCUCUCCAAAUCCCGGCAGCAUUUCCCGCUUUUCCGGAGGAGCGAUGCGAAUUGUUCCGGGGAGGACGCCGCGCCUCUGGAAGAGCGGGCCAUCCCGUUUAAGGAGAGAUACGACGUGCUCUCGCGGGAGGCCUCACAGCAGCUGCUCUGGUGGCUGCGACCACGCCUCAUCCUGAGCGGCCACACGCACAGUGCGUGCGAGGUGCUCCACGGCGCUGGAGUCCCCGAGAUCAGCGUGCCGUCUUUCAGUUGGAGGAACAGAAACAACCCCAGCUUCAUCAUGGUAAUAUGAACGUUUAUUUUCAUCCGAACGCUCUCAUAGAAGUAUUGAAAUCAACACAGUAAUCAACUAUUUAAU